AUGGUGAAUACUAGAAAGAAAAAUGACUCAACCAACCCUCCACUUCUUCAAAAUCCUAACCUGGAAGCCACAGAAGAUUCACAUCGAGAGGAACCUGAGAGUGCUUCUUCUCGGGACUUAAUAACGCAACAAUUAUCAAUCAUUGUGACACAGUUGAAUACAAUGGAUGCUGAGAUCAAUGAAUUGAAGACAACGAAAGUGCAGGAUCCUAUGAUUUCUCCCUCAAUGCAAAAUAGAAGGACUAUGCAUACAGAACAGGAAGAGAAUGAUUAUGAUUCUCCUUGGUGGAGUAAAAAUCCAUCCAAGCAACCACAUUCUAAGGUGGAGUUUCCAAAAUAUGAAGGUGGAGAUCCUAGAGGGUGGGUGAUGGAGGCAGAAAAAUAUUUUAGGUACUAUCAAACCCCUGAAGAAUUAAAAGUUGAUGUGGCUGCUAUGAAUUUAGAGGGUGAUGCUCUUGAUAAUUUCAAAAUCCAGAUGUUCAUUUAUGCUAAUAUCAAGCAAACUGGUUCAGUCCAUGAAUAUAGACAAGAGUUCGCCAGAAGGGUUUCUAGAGUACAUGGGUGGCCUGAGCAUUGUUUACUUGGAGUUUUUAUUAAUGGGUUGAAAGAGGAGUUACAGUAUGAUGUUAAAAUUCAAAAGCCCAGAACCGUUUACAAAGCAGCCAGCCUAGCAAUGGAGUUUGAAUUAAAAUUACAAGCCCAGCAAGCCUCUCGUCCAGUUCAACGUGCCAUAUCAACACGUGGCACUAAGAGUGGUUAUAAUUUUAAGGAUAAUAAAUUUUAUUAUCCUAAAAAUACAGUAACUGCUCCUGCUGGGCCAAUUCAAUCAUUUAAUGUCACAUCUCACAAUCAGAAGCAGUUACCCUUGACAUUUUCCAGCACUUCAGCGUCAGUUACCACUCCCUCCUACAUUUCCGAAAGUGACAAGCAGUUAAGGAGAGAGAAAGGGCUUUGUUUUAAAUGUGGAGAUAAAUUCUCUCCUGGCCACCGUUGCAAACCAUCUUCCUUUAAGCUUUUAGAAAUCACAGAAGAUUGUGACGAACCUGCAAUGGAGAACACCACCUCAAGUUAUGCUGAAGAAAAUGAUAUUGCUGAAAUCUCACUUCAUGCAAUUUUGGGUGGUUCUACAUCAUCCACCAUGAAAUUGCAAGGCACCCUCUUAUCUAAACCUGUCCUUAUCCUAAUUGAUAGUGGUUCUACCCACAAUUUUAUUUAUGAGAAGAUUGUGGCAGAAUUAAAGAUUCCUACACAGCAGAUCCCUACCUUUGGAGUGCAGAUUGGAAAUGGGAAUAUCAUUGCCUGCCGAUCUGUUUGCAAGCAAGUGGAAAUUCAGGUGCAAAGUCUGACCAUCAAGGAUGACUUCUUCCCUUUUGCUAUUGGAGGGGCUGACAUGGUUUUGGGGAUUAAGUGGCUAGCUUCUCUCAAUACCGUGGAAGCAAAUUGGCAAAAGAUGUACAUGAUCUUUUGGGUGAAUGGCAAGAGGUACAAGCUUCAGGGGACACCUCAAUCUGAACGUACAAAGGCAUCUUUGCACAGUUUCAUGUCUACAGAAGACUUAUCUUGGCCUGAACAGUAUCUGCAACAACUAUUGGGCGCUUAUUCACAGGAUUUUGCAAAGCCUAAAAAGCUUCCGCCUAUAAGAGAGCAUAGUCAUGCCAUUCCUUUAUAUCCUGGGGCUAUACUACCAAAUAUUCGACCCUACAGAUGUCCUCAUUAUCAGAAAGAUGAAAUAGAAAAACAAGUGGCAGAAUUGCAGAUCAAAGGUUUCAUAAGGCUUAGUGUUAGCCCAUUUGCUAGCCCAGUUCUAUUAGUGCCCAAGAAAGAUUCAACUUGGAGAUUUUGUGUUGACUACAGAGAACUCAACAAGAUUACUGUACCAGAUAAGUAUCCAAUUCCCAAUAUUGAUGAACUUAUUGAUGAGUUACAUGGCUCUUCUUACUUUUCAAAGAUAGAUCUUAGGUCUGGUUACCACCAGAUUCGUGUUCUGCCUGAAGACAUACCUAAAACUGCAUUCAGGACACACUUUGGCCACUAUGAAUUUCUUUGA
This is a messenger RNA of Neltuma alba, 2046 nucleotides long. RefSeq lists its product as uncharacterized. The record is from RefSeq and is a predicted model, not a curated record. NCBI's taxonomy places the organism in Eukaryota, Viridiplantae, Streptophyta, Magnoliopsida, Fabales, Fabaceae. Bases 1 to 2046 code for a protein of 681 amino acids. The transcript is spliced from 2 exons.